GCAAACAUUUGAGAAGAUGAUGAUGUGAGCACAUGGGGAGGAAAUAAAUCAGCUGGAACCCCAUUCAGAGGCUUUAUAAGGUGCAAACGUGGACAGAAGUGGAAUUUAUCUUUUAGACUUUUAUCUAUUUUGUUUGUGGACAGAAAGAAAAGACGUCUUGUCAGCAAAGUGCCAAAUGCCGACACUAGAGGACCGCUGUUGGAGCUGCACCGGUGUGAAAGUGAAAGAUUUUGCAGAUUUGUGGAUCUGGAUGGCGUCUAAAAUGGGUGAAAUGAUGUCCAUGGUCACGUCAAUGCUACUCCAUGUUCGCUCUGCUAAUUUAAUCCGUCGUGGACUUGUCUUAUUUGCUGUCGGCGUGUUUUUAGCAUUGGUGCUUUAUUUCCUGCAAAUACAACGAAAAGACGCGUUGUUCCCUGAUGAAGUGCUGGACACUUUGUUUUCUUCAGCCUGGUGGAUUCCUCUGUGCUGCGGAACAGCUGCCGCUGUGGUGGGUUUGUUGUAUCCGUAUCUGGACAGCCAUCUUGGAGAGCCGCACAAGUUUAAGCGCGAGUGGGCGAGUGUCAUGCGCUGCAUCGCUGUUUUCGUCGGCAUCAACCACGCCAGUGCCAAGCUGGACUUUGUGAAUAACGUUCAGCUGUGUCUCACUCUGGCCACUCUGUCUCUGGGUCUGUGGUGGACGUUUGAUCGCUCCAGGAGUGGAUUCGGUUUGGGCCUCACCACAGCGUUUUUCGCCACACUCAUCACACAGCUGUUAGUCUACAACGGCAUCUACCAGUUUCCAUCUCCGCAGUUGGGCUACGUUCGCUCCUGGCUGCCCUGCAUCUUCUUCUCUGGAGGAGUGACGGUGGGGAACAUCGGCAGGCAGCUAGCCAUGGGUACGAAUGAAAAACCUCACAAUGACUAGCGAGCAGCACAGAUGGAUCCUAAAUACCACAGCUAGGAAGAAUGAGACGUUUCCCGUCGCAUUUCCACUCCCUCCUAAUCUCUCGUUCGUGUUAAUAAGAGAAAAGGCGGGCGGACUGAGUGUGUCCUACGGACACGAGGCUGCAAAAUGGACAAAACAGAACUCAUCAUCGAUGUUAACGUCACCACUCGAGUGUUCACGAUGGCGUGAGAGACUGUUAUGGGGUUAACUUCCUGUCAAAAAAAGUAACUGUGCAUGAGUGCACGUUGUUGUUAUUUUAUAAAUCCCAAGUCCAGAGUUGAUUUUGGUAACUUUGGCAACGUUACGCCUUACAUUCCGUGCAGCGUUUUUUUGUUUUGUUUGUUUGUUUGUUUGUUUUUUAGGUAAGCUCCGCCCCCUCAUCUUCCUGAUGCCAUCCACUUGGCCUCACCCCCUCAAAUCUCUACAGCCAUCCACCUGGCUCCGCCCCGUCACCAUCCUACUGCUAUCCACAUGGCUCCUCCCCCCAUCUCUCUAGAGACCUCCACUGGCUCCACCCCCUUAAAAUGUUACGAUCUGGAGUUUUCACUCCAAAAGUGAUUCGUAAUGGCGCGAUUGAGGUUUCGAGUCCGUAAUAUGAAGACGAUUUAUGAAACCGACGAUGGAUUUGUGAUUGGUAAACUCGUGACCUCGUCAUCACAGUUACUUUGUAAAAGAACUCCGUAGAGUUAUGUAGCACAACUGGGUUCGGUUGUUCACGUAUACAGUGUGUUAGCCUCAUAAGUGUGUGUGUGAGUGUGAUAUUGAGAUAUACUGCACAUCUAGAGAUCUAGACUGAAUCUGAAGGAGAGAUGAGUGCAUUGAUUGUGUGUGUGUGUGUGUGUGUGUGUGUGUGGAAAAGAUGGUGGCCAAAUACGUGCUUCAUUGUUUCGAUUUUUCAUUUUGUGCUGGAAAAUGGUAUUAAAUGAAAAGGGAAAAGUUUCAAGGCCGCAGAAAAAAAAUGUCUGCCAUCCAAAGAGGAGGCGUAAACGUUUACUAUUAAUAACAAUUAUUACUAGUGUUACUUUGCAGUGAGACUCGUUUGCCAAAUGAAAUAUUAUCGUUUAAUAACAUUCUAUAUGAUGUGUCAUGAUGCAAGGUUAAUUCAUGUACGCCUUUAUAGAGCACUAGGUAUGUUUCAGUUAUCAAUUAUGCGAUAUAUAUCGUGAUGUUCAACAUGAACAUUCAGAGAAAAUUAAUUCCGAGGAUGGAAUACAGACUUACGAUGAAUAAUCAAAGAUUUUAAAAAAUGUUACAUGUUUAAUAUCAUGAUAUUUUUGUGAAUUGGCACAUGUGUACACUUAAAUACACACAUGGACAUGUUUCUUUUUUAUGAAGGUCCUUUGUUUAAAAAAAAAAAAAGGAACAUUUUUUUUAUUGCAGCCUUGAAGAUUUUGCAAUCUGUGAUUGCAUGUGUAUUAUAGAAUGAGUGCUUUUGUCACUUUUUUCUUCUCCACUUUGUUCAUUGCGUUUUGCUGACCAUGUGUAAUCCAUUCUUCUUCUAAUCGCACAAAAAUGUGCCGUAUAUUCUGGAAUGUGAGGUCAAGUUCACAACGGGACUACAAACCUCAGUUGUUUAAAGAUGCUCCGCCCAGCACAGGCUCUGAUUGGCUCACAUGUGGUUGCGCCAGAGCUGGAGAACAAGGCGUAAUAUAUAAAGUUGUUGGCAAGACUUCGCAAAAAUUAAGAUGCAAGCAGCAGUUUUUAGGACUAUAUAGCAUUUCCUAGGUUAGAUUUACACAACAAUUGUAUAUAUGUUAUAUAUUUCUUUUGCAUUAGCUUAAAUAUUUGCAUAUUUUGGCAAGACGUAGUAUCAGGAACGUCAAUAAACUGCUUGACCAGAUUUAAAAUAAUUAAAACUCAUCAGCCAAUCAGAAAAGUAUUUUUGGUGUCCUUGCUAUAAAGCAGAUUUAUAGUGAGAAUUUACGAGGUGCGCCUUAUAUUCUGGAAAAUACGGCAAUUUUUGAACUUGAGCAAAGAUUUUAAGUGCAAUCAGGUAUAACGAGCCUUGAUAUUUAUUUUGAUUUUAUUUUUUAUUUCGUAAAGGAUCAUAUGCAGUACGAAGAAGCAAUAACUCACAUUCAGAGGUAGUUUACGUUCACGCACAAACUGAUUUUAAUGACGCCAAUGACCACUUCUACUGUUCUGAGUAAAAAGUGUGUAUCGUCACGUUUUACCUGUUGAGUAGUAUUAGUAAAAUGUUUGAUAUGGAGGUGUGUGACUUUAUUAAGGCCGUGUGUGUGUGUGUGUGUGCGCACAGAAGCGGCUGGAAGAGAACAUAUUAACACGACUCGCUAACAGGACUUCAGUUCAGGGAAAUGAUGAAGACUCGACAUGAACGAAAGCUUUAUUUUAUUUGAGGAACUUUUUUUGACUUGUUUUUCUUUUUGUCUGUGUUUACUGUUGUAGUUGCAUGAUUUCUGCUAUGCUGUCUAUAAAAUAAAACGAAGUUGAAAGUA
This is a messenger RNA of Pangasianodon hypophthalmus (striped catfish), 3381 nucleotides long. It is a transcript of the gene insig1, whose product is annotated as insulin induced gene 1. Gene Ontology annotation, biological process: cellular response to insulin stimulus; SREBP-SCAP complex retention in endoplasmic reticulum; cholesterol biosynthetic process. Gene Ontology annotation, cellular component: SREBP-SCAP-Insig complex; endoplasmic reticulum. Bases 176 to 904 code for a protein of 242 amino acids. Lineage: Eukaryota; Metazoa; Chordata; Actinopteri; Siluriformes; Pangasiidae. The transcript has 6 exons. The record is from RefSeq and is a predicted model, not a curated record.